UCAGGAUAGAUGUAUAAUAUUGCUUAAGUACAGGGAAAAAGCGAAGUUUAUCCAUGUUUUUUUGUUUUGAAUCAGUAGUUCAUCACAGAGUACAGACUGGAGAGUGUCAGGAGAGAGAGUAAAGAGUAGAGAGAGAGAGAGAGAGAGAGGAAAGGAAAGGAAAAUAAAAAGAAGCAGCCGGCUUAGAUAGAUAGAUCACAGACGCAUCUGUUGUUGCUUUAUCCGGUGUUUAUACUUGCUGAACAGACGGGCGCAAUGGGGAGAAAAUCACCUGCGAAAUGGAUAAAGACUGUUUUGUUUGGAAAGAAGUCUUCCAAAUCUCUUAUUGUCAAAGGAAGGGAGAGAACUGUGAAUGACAAAGAGACAUUGGUUGCUGUCAGAGCCGUGGAAGCUGAUGUGACCUCAGUUCCUCCGGUGGUCAAGCCGACAGCCCCCACUACCACUAAUAUCACUGAAAGGAUGUUAGAGCUAGAGAGCAGGGAAACUACAGAAUCAUCACGUGAUGGAGGUAUAUUGUCAACUGGAAAUCAAGAUGCAAAUCAUUCUCAAUUAUACACUCCUGAUGCUCCUCCAUCUGAUGCUGACAAAAUAAGGCUUGAUGAAGCUGCGACAAUGGCACAAGCCGCAUUUAGGGGUUACUUGGCUCGCCGAGCAUUUCGAGCUCUUAAAGGCAUAAUAAGGCUUCAGGCUCUUAUCCGUGGACACUUGGUUAGAAGGCAAGCUGUUGCUACUCUCUGCUGUGUGCUCGGAGUUGUCAAGUUACAGGCUCUUGCUCGAGGAAGAAUGGUUAGGAAUUCAGAGAUUGGCUAUGAGGUUCAUAAAUUAUGCAGCCAAGUAAAACUGCCGGAGGGCAAGCUUGCAGAUUCUAGUGGAGUUGGUAUACAAAUGGCCAAGCUGUCAUCAAAUGCUUUUGUUCGCAAGCUUCUUGCUCCAUCACCUGCUGUAAUGCCAUUGCAACUCCCCUAUGAUUCCAUGGAACCAAACUCAGUUGCAAACUGGUUAGAGUGCUGGUCAGCGUCCUCUUUCUGGAAACCAGUUCCCCAACCAAAAAAAAUUACUUGCUCAAAAACUCAGAGAAAGCAGAGUAAUGGUCAAAUAGUGGAAGCUGAAACUGGUAGGCCAAAGCGCAGUGUUCGGAGGGUCCCUGCUGCAAAUGUUGACAGUACCUCAGUACAAGCAGCCUCUGAAUUUGAGAAACCCAAGCGCAAUUUGAGGAAAGUUUCAAGCCAUCCAGCUGAUUCAGCAGAAAAUUCACAGAUUGAGCUUGAAAAGGUAAAGCGCAGCUUAAGAAAGGUUAAUAACCCCGUUAUAGAAAACUCUGCUCAUUCAGAGGUUGAAAAUGAAAAGCCAAAGCAAGGUCUAGAAAAGGUAUCUGGCACUUCAGGUGAUAAUGUUUUGGGAUGGAGCGUAAGUAAUUCAGCUGAGAAGAUGAAGAAAGAAGCUACCUUGACAACAUCCAAUGUACCUGAUGUGGUGAAGAAUGAUCCAAACUUGAUGUCCAAGUUGCCUGAUGCAGAGACAGCUGAUGAACCUGUAGAAAUGAUCAAGACAUUGGAAUCAUCACAUGACGAUCAAGCUGUGGUAGAAUCUAAAGCUUCAGUAGAUACUGGUGGUAUAGUUGAGAAUAUGCAAAUAAAUGGGAAGUCCAAACACCAGGAUGAUCCAACAAGCAAUGAAAAUCACAAAACUGCCAAGAAACCUUCAUUCACAAUGAAACCAGAACGUGCCGAGAAUGGGCUACAGAGCAGUCCCACCCUCCCUAGCUACAUGGCAGCAACUGAAUCUGCAAAGGCAAAGCUGAGAAUGCAAGGCUCCCCAAGAUUUAGUGAAGAUCGAGUUGAGAAAAAUAACAUCACCCGUCGUCAUUCUCUGCCCUCUUCAACUAAUAGCAAAAUCAGCUCCGAGUCCCCGAGGACACAAAGAGCAGUUCAUGGUAGUGGCAAAGGGGGGAAUAAGAGUGACAAGUCUUUAUUGUCUUCAAGAGAUGGAAAUGCUAAGGGAGCCCAACCAGAGUGGAAGAGGUAAUUGUGGAACAUUGGUCUUUCAAGGAAGCAUAAGGUCUCUUAUUUCAUCUGCGGUUUUUCUUUUUACAUCUUUGGUGCAAGAUCAUGGUGUAGCAGUGAAACAUGGUCUAUAGCCGGAAGGGGUGUGUUGGCUCUGAAUUCUAGUUUUCUGCUGUGGCUGUUUGCGAGUGGAUGUACAUCAUAGGUUUUUAAUCUUCAAUCUUGCUAAAAUCGUACAUUUAAUUCUAAAUUGUGCCUGGUUUUGACGUGA
Populus trichocarpa (black cottonwood) is the source of this 2274-nucleotide messenger RNA. Its product is annotated as protein IQ-DOMAIN 31. Gene Ontology annotation, molecular function: protein binding. Lineage: Eukaryota; Viridiplantae; Streptophyta; Magnoliopsida; Malpighiales; Salicaceae. The transcript is spliced from 7 exons. The record is from RefSeq and is a predicted model, not a curated record. Bases 256 to 2025 code for a protein of 589 amino acids.